GAGCGCGAGAGAGAGAGAGAGAGAGAGAGGUCCAGAACGCAUUGGAGCUGCAGUGAAGAAAGAAGCCACAUUCUCACUUCACACUUUCCACAGAGCCUCAAACCCGAGUGAAUACUUUUGGUUGAAGAAAAGUUGCUGAAGCGGACAUGGACGGGAGAACGAGUGGACGCGCGUCGCUGCUGUGCACCUUGCUGUGGACACUGUUAGUGUGCUGUGCGGCUGUGAGUGUGAAGGUUACGCCUAAAGUGGAGGUUUUAAAGGGAGACACGGCCAAACUGCCCUGCACGUAUUCUGGCACGCCACCGUCCGGCAACGAUCUUGUGGAAUGGUACAUUGAGGAGCAGGGAACCAGGAAGCGCGUGGCUUUCCGACCCCAGGGUGGCGCUGGAAAGAGUGACGAGUUCACCCCACUGAGCGGCCGGGUCACUAUCGGAGAGGACUUCACCUUGACCAUCACGUCCACUCAGCCCUCCGACGAGCUGGUGUUCUACUGCCAGGUCAACGCUGGCCCUGCCGGGGUGGCAGACGCUUCCACCAUGCUCAAAGUCUUCUUCGCUCCUGAGAAGCCAGAACUCACGAAACCAUCAAGUCAGGCCAUUUCUGUGGGAGAGACCACCAGCUCUGAGAUUGGCACCUGUGUGGCGAAGAACGGACAUCCUCAGCCGAGAAUUAUCUGGUUCAAAGACGGUCAACCUCUCGCUGAACAUAAGGACAGGAAAGAAAAGACCUACAUGGUCCCGUCAGUGGUGAAAGAGGCCUCAGGUCUCUCCACCGCCAAGAGCACCCUGUACAUGCAGCCCAACAAGGCCGACAAGGACUCGGUGUUCCACUGCGUCGUGGAGUACAGCAUGCCAGGAGACCUGAUCAAGCAGAAGAAGUCUGACACCAUCACCAUCAACCUCAACUAUCCGUCUGAGAAAGCGACCUUCGCGCUCGUCAACAAGGACCAAGUGAAGGAAGGCGACGCCGUCACCAUGAAGUGUGAGACGGACGGAAACCCCCAGCCCGAGUUUGACUUCAGUAAAGAUGGGAAGCCCAUCACCGGUCAGGGCGGUCUCCUCGUCCUGAAAUCCGUCAAGCGCUCCGACGAAGGCGUAUAUACGUGCACGGCCAUAGAUUACGAUAACUUGGAUGCCGAGCUGAGCGGAGCCAUCACCCUCAAAGUCCACUACCUGGACCCAGUGAGCGUCACACCUGCUGAGCCCCAGGUCGCGAUGCUCGGCGACAAGGUGGAAUGGCAGUGUAAGACCAAGGCCUCUGCUCCACACACUGUUCAGUGGAAAAAGGGCUCUGAGGUUCUCUCGCAGGACGGCACGCUGUCAAUACAAGAUGUUUCCUUCGAUAAAGCUGGAGAGUACGCGUGUGUCGGAGCCGUGCCGUCUGUGGCAGGACUGACAGCUGAGACUCGCGUCAACCUCACCGUCAGAGGAAAGCCAAUGAUUAUGACUCCCGCUGCCGGUGAGGUGGGGAAGGAAGGAGACACGGUGUCACUGAAGUGCUCGGCUUACGGCUACCCCGCCCCCCAGUUCACCUGGAAACCCUCAGGAAAAGAGUCUGUAUCAGUGGAAGGCAACAAGGUGGUGAGCACCGUGACCCUGCAAGCCACAGCCGAGGUCAUGAAGGGCGGGGUGACCUGCGAGGUCACCAACGAGCAUGGAACUGAUAGCAAGAACUUCCCAGUAUCUCUUAAACGAGCAAUUGGCAACUCAGCUGACAGAGUGCUGCUUUCUGGAAUCCCUGUGCUUAAGUCAGCUGACAAGCAGCAGGGAGGCUCCAGCGGUGUGGUGAUAGCUGUGGUGGUGUGUGUUCUGCUGCUGCUGCUGCUGGUGGCCCUGCUCUACUUCCUCAACAAGAAGAACAAGCUGCCCUGCAGCAAGAAGGACAAGAAGGAAGUAUCCAGCGGGGACGUGAACAACGACAUUGUCGUGGAGAUGAAGACAGACAAGGGCAAUGAAGAGGCGGGUCUCCUCCACAAGAGACCGGCCACCGAACAGUGAUGAACUGAGCUGAGGAAAUCCACCGACAGAGGGAGGAAGGACGGACGGAGGACAGCGGGUUAUUAAGACGCAACAGGGCUCAUUUUUGUUAUUUACUGAAGGGGGACAACACGUGGUGGAACAUGGAAGUGGCUUUUGGGAACUUUGGGAGAAACUGCACGUUUCUAACCUGGAGUAGAACAGUCGGGUGAAGUCACUCUGCUUUGUUCUGUUUUGUAUUAAAACUCCAUCCCUCUGCACUACUACAGGUUAGAAAGAAAACGAAAUCAUAACGUUACUCAUAAUCACUGGAUUGUCUUUUAAUUUAAACCCGUUAUUCACCAAUCACAUCUUUGACUCCACGGCAGAGUAGAGCUGAACACUGACACAUGAGCAUGAUCUACCCCACAAUGAACCACUGUGUUCUUUCACGAGUGUGUGUUUGAAGCACUGCUCUGCACUGGAGUCUGCACUUAAAUCAUCUGCCAGCUCCGUCAUCACAGAGCUGUCACAGAGCUGUUUGUGUGUCUGUCAUUUGUGUAACAACCCUCGGCACUGUGUGCGGCCCACGCGGCGCUAAGCGUUUCCACUCUCAGAAGCUCUGCGUUUGCUUUCGUGCCAUUUGUUUCAUCGCAUUUUCUUUUUUGUUUCCCCCUUUUUCCACUCCCCGCUAAUGAUCUUUCAGUAGAAGCAGCUCCGGCAUUUGAUCACACUGAUUCUGUCUCUGAAACAAAAA
Solea senegalensis (Senegalese sole) is the source of this 2712-nucleotide messenger RNA. RefSeq names its product basal cell adhesion molecule (Lutheran blood group) (gene bcam). NCBI's taxonomy places the organism in Eukaryota, Metazoa, Chordata, Actinopteri, Pleuronectiformes, Soleidae. The record is from RefSeq and is a predicted model, not a curated record. The transcript is spliced from 17 exons. Gene Ontology annotation, cellular component: axon; plasma membrane. Gene Ontology annotation, molecular function: cell-cell adhesion mediator activity. The coding region runs from base 147 to 1997 and encodes 616 amino acids. Gene Ontology annotation, biological process: homophilic cell-cell adhesion; dendrite self-avoidance; axon guidance.